AACUAGAUCUCGAUUUUUCUCUGGCACGUAGAUUUGAACACCUACCAAUCCCCAAAUAUACGAUAUAAACACACUCCCCAGCCGAGCUCCUUAGACUUCAGCGGCCUGCCCUUUCCACACCCUUCUUCACCAAUCUUGGCGUUGCUUUCUGCUCUCUUCCAUCCUCUUUCCUCUGGAUCCCGGUCCUCUCUCCGUGACUGGCAGCGCAGGGAGCAGUGCAGAGUCCUUCCUGUGCUUGUUGAACGAGGAAGCAUGAGCAGAGAAGGAGACAGCCUCAAACUCUUGAAAACGCAGGGACGCUCUGUCGUUUCCUCUCUGACUGCAGGCCUGCGUGAUGAGAGUGAACAUAUGCUGCGACGGGUGCCAGAAGAAGGUGAAGAAGGUGCUUCUCAAGACUGACGGAGUGCAGGAUGUGAGUAUCAGUGUGGAGGAGAGGAAGGUGACCGUGACAGGAAGUGUCGAGCCGGACGUCCUGGUGAAGAAGCUCAACAAGGCCGGGAAACAUGCAGAGCUGCUGUCUGUUAAGGGCGGCGGCGGUGGGGGUGGAAAGGGGCAGAGCCUCACUGGCCUGCUCCAGAAGCUGCAGCUGGAGCAUCAGAUAAAGGAAAAUGGAAAGGCCCAAAAGGAGGGCGGAGGCGGCGGCGGGAAGGAACAGAAAGGCCCGCCAGUGGCAGAGACGCAGCAGGAGGGCAAAGGGUACAAAGAUUUCAAGUUUCCAAGUUUCAAGGACCUCAAGAUCCCAUUCAAGAAGGACAACGGCAAAGCAGCAGCCAAACUGGAUCCUUCCCCCAAGGAGGAGCUUGAUGAUGGCAGUGAUUUUGAUGACGAAUUCGAUGAUUUCGAGGACGAGGACGAGGACGAUGAGGAGCUCAGCGACUUGGAUGAGUACUCUGAUGAUGAGCCGAUGAUGAAACCAAAAGCUAAAGACAAGGGAGGAGAGAAGGGAAUUAAUGGCGGUGGUAAAAUUGCUGGUGGAGGAAACAACAACAACAAGGGUGGAAAUAUCAAUAGCAACAGCCAUGCUCAUAAUGGCGGACCAUCAUCCAACAAGGGUGGUGGGAGCAAUAAGGACAAGGGAGGGGGCCUUCCAAUAGGCCAACCUCACAUGAUGGGUCAAUUUGGUAACAUGCAACCGCCCAUGGGUCUAAUGGGGAGCAAUAAUGCUCAGGGCCCUCCGGCCGGAGCCUACUUACCGUCGGAGACCAUGGCCGGCGGCGCGAACCCUUACCAACAGCAAUACCUACAAGCACUCAUGCAGCAACAGCAGCAACAGAGGAUGAUGAUGAACGGCCUUGACCGACCAGCCUUCCAACCGAUGGGCUAUGGAUACGGCCCGCAGCCGAUGUAUGCGCCGCAACCGCAUCCAUACACCGUGUUCAGCGACGAGAACCCCAACGGUUGCUCAAUCAUGUGAGGAAGAAGGGAAACAGCAAUGGCAAGCUUGGUCCUACCAUGAAAAGAAUAAGAACAUGGAGAGAGUUGCAAACUGAGUGUCUAUAUUCUUUUUAGUUUCAUAUAUCUUUAAUUUGUAUCAUGAGUUCAAAUGUGUUACUGAAAAUCAUGGCCCUCUGAAUGGGUGAGUUCACUA
Zingiber officinale is the source of this 1588-nucleotide messenger RNA. RefSeq names its product heavy metal-associated isoprenylated plant protein 32-like. The transcript has 3 exons. Gene Ontology annotation, molecular function: metal ion binding. Lineage: Eukaryota; Viridiplantae; Streptophyta; Magnoliopsida; Zingiberales; Zingiberaceae. The record is from RefSeq and is a predicted model, not a curated record. Bases 335 to 1414 code for a protein of 359 amino acids.